Molecule: messenger RNA, 2702 nt
Organism: Paramacrobiotus metropolitanus
Lineage: Eukaryota; Metazoa; Tardigrada; Eutardigrada; Parachela; Macrobiotidae
Product: ER degradation-enhancing alpha-mannosidase-like protein 1
Exons: 6
Coding region: 587-2350 (587 amino acids)
Biological process (GO): endoplasmic reticulum mannose trimming; mannose trimming involved in glycoprotein ERAD pathway; carbohydrate metabolic process
Cellular component (GO): membrane; endoplasmic reticulum
Molecular function (GO): mannosyl-oligosaccharide 1,2-alpha-mannosidase activity; calcium ion binding
Source: RefSeq, a predicted model, not a curated record
GAUUAGUGGCAACAGGUUGGCUACCAAAUACUCCAGAACUGCUAGGGUCCUAAUUAGCUUUUCACUUUCGUGUUCUGUACUGACUUGUAAAAGGAUCGUUAAUUUUUUAAAUUUUAGAAUUUAGCAGCUUUUAUUUUAGCUUUUGUCAAGUAGUACUUUCUAUACGAGUAUAGCGUAUUUUGCGUUUAUGGAACAGCAAGUUCCUGUUGUUAGACAGUUAGCGUUAUCGUUGUAUGUUUUUGCUGUGCGCAACUACUGUAAAAGUCAACUUCCAGUCGCAUUCUUGCAGUUUCACAUUUUUUCACCAUCAUUCAUCAAUUAUUAUUUUUAUCCGUGUAUCCUGGUCACUAGGACCCAGUCUAUUCUUAUCAUCUUUUGAUAAAAAUUUGGAAUUUCCAGCUGAGGUGUCGGAUAGGAAUGCACGAAUAAUGGCAGCAUAGGCGCGAAUAGUGUUCGGAAUCUUGAAAACACACCAUCCGACUUUGCCAUUACGGCACAAUCGACGAUGUGAAUGUGAUCGAUGUCUUUGGAUGCGAUACGCUCUUCGCUAUGAUCUCCGUAGAUUGUACAGGUGCUGGGCAGUAUCAUGAAGUAUUUGGCGUUAAUCUUGCUACUGCUGCUGCUCCCGGACCCAGGAGCGCCCCUGACCGCGGAGCUCUUUGCGCGCUACGGUCUGCCCGUGUCGGACGAUGUCCUGGCAAAGUACGGUUAUUUCCCUGCCAAACUGCGUCAGGACAUGCAGCAGCAAGUCAAGGAGAUGUUCUAUUUCGCCUACGAUAACUACAUGCAGCAUGCCUGGCCCAAGGAUGAGCUCAAUCCCAUUGACUGUGUCGGACGAGGUCCUGACUGGGAAAAUCCGAGCAAUAUCAACAUUAAUGAUGUACUGGGAAAUUAUUCACUGACUCUGAUCGAUUCUUUGGAUGCACUACUGAUCCUGGGUAAUACAACCGAAUUCCACCGCGCCGUCCACCUAGUGUCACAGUAUACCUCCUUCGAUCAGGACGUGACCGUGCAGGUCUUUGAAGCCACCAUCCGCGUCCUGGGCGGUCUUCUGUCGGCCCACGUCCUCCUGACCGAUGACACCCUGUUCCCGGCCGCGCGUCUGGCCGCCUACGACAACGAACUGCUGGAUCUGGCGCGCGAUCUCAUCGACCGUCUGAGCGACGCUUUCCAGGGCGUCGGCAACUAUCUGCCCGUACCGCGGAUUAAUUUGCGGCACGGUAUACAGAUGAUGGCGGAGAAGAUGCACGAGACGUGUCUGGCCGGGGCGGGCAGUCUGGUGUUGGAGUGGGGCGUGGCCAGCCGGCUGACGGGGGAUGAGAUGUACGAAAAUAUGGCCAAGCGCGCCAUGCUGCGAUUGUGGGAGAAGCGGUCCAGGGCGACCGGGUUGCUGGGGAAUAGUAUUAACGUGGCGCUGGGAGAGUGGAUUGAUAAGAUGUCUGGAGUCGGCGCGGGCAUGGAUUCGUACUAUGAAUAUCUGCUGAAGGCGUAUAUUUUGUUUGGUGACGAAGAAUACUUGAAAAUCUUUAACGAAGCCUACGCCGCCAUCAAACAGCACCAGCGCGUCGGUCCUUUUACGUGUGGCACGGACGCCACCUCCCAUCCGCUCUUCAUCAACGUCAACAUGGACGAAGGCAACAGUCGGCCCAGCAAUUUCUGGAUUGACGCCCUGGGUGCGGCGUUUCCCGGUGUGCAGGUCCUGGCCGGUGAUCUCCAGGAAGCCGUGUGUCUGCAUAAUUUUUACAUGAGUAUUUGGAAACGAUAUGGUGUCCUCCCGGAGCGUUUUGACUGGUUUCAUGAGCACGAGAAUAUUCCCCUAUAUCCGCUACGACCAGAACUGGCGGAAUCGACUUAUUUUUUGUACCGCGCCACGAAGAAUCCGCUGUAUUUGCAUGUGGGUAAAUGGAUGGUGGAGGGGAUUAACAGUAUUUCCCGGGUGAAGUGUGGAUUUGCUACUGUGCACAAUUUUCGCGAUCGCUCGCUAGAGGAUCGGAUGGAGAGUUUCUUCCUCAGCGAGACAUUGAAGUAUUUGUAUUUGCUAUUCGAUGAAGACAACUUCGUCAAUCGGAACGCCGAGCGAAUUAUCUUCACCACCGAAGGCCACAUUUUUCCCAUCCUCGCGAAAUUUCAGAAAAAACCCGCGGACCAAAUGAACAUUGAUCUUCCCGAUUCGGACGCUUGCCUGAAUGAACUGGGUGCGGAGUUAAACGAUACCCUCAGUCGGUAUCGGAAUCCCGCCGACACAGCCUGUCCUGCCUUGAACCCGUUGCUUCCCUAUGCGUUGCCGGUGGAAGAAAUCACCUGGAAAGAAAAUGCCGUGCCUUUAAACCCGCCUCUGUGUUCCGGUUAAGUUGUAGAGAUUUUUUAAUAUUUUUAAAGAAUUUACUAAUUUAUUCUUUUAGCCGCGGGAAUGCUAACUAAUUGAUCUUUUUGACUUUUUUACCGUGUUACUGCGUCAGGAACCAAAACUGUGAUGUGUUCAGCUCAAGGGAAACAUUUAUUGGGAAAUUAUUUUCUAUGGAGAAGCUAAUUAAAUGUUAGUUCCUGCGUGUGUCGGGCUGUUGUGACCUUUCUUAAUGAUUCGUAAAUGGCCUCGAAACUGUAGGGACAAAUUAUUUUACUGACAAAUUAGUUAAAUUACUAAAUUCUGCAGUGUGCCAUGACUAAGCCAUGUGAUGCCCUUGUUGUAAAAUUUUGCUGCG